Molecule: messenger RNA, 1440 nt
Organism: Ilex paraguariensis (yerba mate)
Lineage: Eukaryota; Viridiplantae; Streptophyta; Magnoliopsida; Aquifoliales; Aquifoliaceae
Source: the annotation of a GenBank genome assembly
AUGUCUAGCGACAGCGACGACCUUGACGAAGACGAGCUUCUUCAGAUCGCGUUGCGCGAACAAUCGCAACGAGAUCUCAAUUACCAAAAACCCUCGCAAAAACCCUCGAAACCAGUGAGAAAUUACGUGCAACCACCGCCAUCGCAGCCUUCGAACCAAAGGCCUUCGUCUGUGCCCAUCCAAAAACCCAACUCAAACAACGUUUCCGCGAUGCAGAAGAACAACCAAAGAAAACCGGUGGAUGAUGACGAUGAUUCGGAGGUGGAAAUGCUGAGUAUAUCGUCCGGGGACGAGGAUUCGUCCAAGGAUCGCGGGUUCGGGUCGAAGAAUCGGGCAAGGAGUGGUGGACGAGGUGGGAGGGAGGAGGAUAAAGGGUGGGAUGGGGAGGAGCCGGAUAGCUGGAAGCGCGUCGAUGAAGCUGAGCUUGGUCGCAGGGUCCGGGAGAUGCGGGAAUCAAGAGCAGUUCCAGUGACACAAAAGGAUGAGAGGAAGACAUCAGUGGCCGGAAAGGGGCUUAGCCAUUUACAGUCCUUGUCUCGUGGCAUGGAAUGGGUAGACCCGCUAGGAUUGGGGUUGAUCGACAUCAAAGUGUUUAGGUUGGUCAGCGACCGUCCAACAAGUUCUCCAUCCAGGCCUGAUAAAGAUUAUGUAGAUUCUAACCUUCGCGAGAAGUUGAUGUAUUUUUCUGAGAAAUUUGAUGCAAAGUUGUUUCUAUCCCGAGUACAUCAAGAUACAAGUGCCGCAGAUUUGGAGGCUGGUGCUCUUGCUUUAAAAACUGAUCUCAAAGGACGCACUCAGCAGAAAAAACAAUUGGUGAAAGAGAAUUUCGAUUGUUUUGUCUCUUGCAAAACCACGAUUGAUGACAUUGAGUCGAAAUUGAAACGGAUUGAAGAAGACCCUGAAGGUUCUGGAACCUCUCAUUUAUUCAAUUGCAUUCAAGGAGUCAGUUCAGUGGCUAAUCGUGCUUUUGGGCCUCUGUUUGAGAGACAGGCUCAAGCUGAAAAGAUCAGGUCCGUUCAAGGAAUGUUUCAAAGGUUCCGAACACUAUUCAACUUGCCUAGUGCUAUUCGUGGGAGCAUAAGUAAGGGUGAAUAUGACUUGGCAGUUAGGGAGUACAGGAAAGCGAAAUCAAUUGUUCUCCCCUCACAUGUGGGAAUACUGAAACGUGUUCUUGAGGAGGUUGAAAAAGUGAUGUAUGAGUUCAAAGGCAUGCUUUACAGGUCCAUGGAAGAUCCUCAUAUAGAUCUAACAAAUGUUCCUCUUGCACCGGUUCAGGCCUUUUCCAGGUCCCUGCUGCACCGGUUCAGGCUUCUCCAGCAUCCUGUUGCACCAGUUCAGGCAAUUUUCAGCCACCUGCUGCAUUCUGUUCUUCCUGAUUUCUUCUUCUUUCAGUUGGAUUUGUUGAUUCUGUGGGAAUGGAUUCAAAGGCCGACCCUUUAG